Messenger RNA from Exophiala bonariae, 2142 nucleotides. RefSeq lists its product as uncharacterized. The transcript has 5 exons. The coding region runs from base 1 to 2142 and encodes 713 amino acids. The record is from RefSeq and is a predicted model, not a curated record. NCBI's taxonomy places the organism in Eukaryota, Fungi, Ascomycota, Eurotiomycetes, Chaetothyriales, Herpotrichiellaceae. Gene Ontology annotation, molecular function: FAD binding; monooxygenase activity; lyase activity.
AUGACUACCACUGCUAUACGAACAAGCAUUACGAAUGGGUUGGAUGGAUCCACGAUCAAUGGAUCUUCAGAUGAAAGCCUCAAUAUCUUGGUUGUUGGUGCCGGUAUUGCUGGUUUGGCUGCCGCGAUUGGCUUGAGAAAACAAGGACACCAUGUCCAGAUCUUUGAGCAGAGUAGAUUCGCUCGAGAAACAGGAGCUGCUGUUCAUAUCGCACCAAAUGCAAACGGGCUUCUCAAAAGGCUUGGUGUCAACAUGGAGGCCAUUGAAGCUAACAAGAUGGAGCGAUUGACUGAGUACAACUCCAAUGGUGAACUCCAGCGGUCAAUGGACCUGACUGAAUCUAAUAAAUUAUGGCAACACGAUUGGCGAUUGACACAUCGCAUACGCCUUCACGAAACCCUGAAAAAGCUGGCCACCAGCGACGAUGAAGUAGGUCCACCCGCGUCACUAAACCUCAGCAGCGGAGUAGUUGAUUUGAACCCACAUGAGGGAACGAUCACUCUCAAGGACGGAACAGUCGUCAAAGGCGAUUUAGUCCUCGGUGCUGACGGUGUCCAUUCCAUCUCUCGACGACACGUUGCUGGUGGCGAAAUUGUGAAACCACUUGGUUCUGGCAAGAGCGCCUUCCGAUUCUUGAUUGACCGAAAAGCUGUCGAAGAAGACCUGGCCACAGAGAAGUUUGUUCGCCAUUCUGGAAAUCUCGUGAUAUGGUAUGGUACGGAUCGACGGGUUGUCAUGUAUCCCACAUCGGACAACACUCUCCUCAACUUUGUGUGUAUUUACCCAGAAGAAGAAUCCGAGGCUGGAGACGAUUGGAACAAUGACACGAAUAAAGAAGCUCUACUGCAAGUAUUCAAAGAUUUCGACUCGAGCUGUGUUGCUCUGAUCAGCAAAGCCAACGCGGAAUCACUCAAAUCUUGGAAGCUGUUAGACAUGCCAUUACUGGAUACAUGGGUUAACGACAGACUUGUUCUGCUCGGUGAUUCUGCACAUCCUUUCCUACCUCAUCAAGGCCAGGGCGCUGCAGUGGCCAUGGAGGACGCCACUGCAUUGAGCGUAGUGCUGGAGAAAGGUUUGAAACGCAGCGACGUGCCGGCUCGACUUCAACUUUACGAAACGAUCAGGUAUGAGAGAGCAAACAGGAUGCAAGAAUACUCGCGGAAAUUGGGCAAAGAUGUUCAAAAAGACGCAAAAUUGGACAUGAUCGAAUACACUAACUACAACUUCGGUCACGACGAGUUCGACAAUUCUACUCAAAGGCUCCGAGAGUGGAAAUGGGCACAGAAUCCCAAGAUCUACUGGCGCAUGCCCAUUGCAUUUGGACCAAUGCCGGGUCCGCGGCAGUCGCACUACGGUGUGGCUCGAAACUCGGUUGAGUCAACGUUUAGAACUGCCUCGAUAAAAUUCAAGACCUCACGAACCGUUCUACAAAAUUUAUUCCCGCCUGGGGCCAAAGGCUACCGAUUCAAAUCUCCUGGCACAGUGGCAUAUUGCUCCUUUAGUUGCACCACCCUGGACAAGAUGGAGUGGCUCGGUGGAACCGGAUACAGUCAUAUUGGGCUCUACAUCCAUGGUGUUGAGUAUGAAAAGCCAGAUGGCCAGAUCAUCAGCGGAACUUAUAUGCCUAUUCUUUUCGAAUCUCUCACGGAUCCAAUUGUGUCUGGUCGAGAGGAACUCGGAAUGCCCAAGCUUUAUACCGCUAUCGAUAUCUUUCACGGUACAGGCUCUUACCGCAUCAAGACCAGCUGGCAAGGAUCUCUGUGGGGAAAUUUCACACUCGAUGGUCUAGAGCCGGAUACCGAUCUGGCAGCUGCCACCGGAAAAGUCAGUGGCGAGGAUGACGAUGGCAUACUGGUGCACAGAUACUAUCCCAAAGUAGGAAGAGAUCUCAAGGGCCAGAGUGAGACCGAGUACCCCGUCUUCGUUCCCUUCGCGGAGGAGAAGCCACAGCCGGUCACGAAAAGGGUUUGGAAGGCCUCACGAGCAAAUAUCAAGAUUGACCCGCUUGAUUGGAAUGCACUUCCGACAUUACACCAUAUUGUCACACGACUGGGGGAGAUUCCAAUUUAUGAGAUUGUAAAGGCUAAGGUCGUUGAGGGUGAAGGUGUCCCUGAUGUUGCUCCAGCGAGGAGGAUAUAUUGA